Messenger RNA from Gilbertella persicaria, 1319 nucleotides. RefSeq lists its product as uncharacterized. Gene Ontology annotation, molecular function: guanyl-nucleotide exchange factor activity. Gene Ontology annotation, cellular component: Golgi to plasma membrane transport vesicle; cell tip. The record is from RefSeq and is a predicted model, not a curated record. Gene Ontology annotation, biological process: exocytosis. The coding region runs from base 17 to 1291 and encodes 424 amino acids. The transcript has a single exon. NCBI's taxonomy places the organism in Eukaryota, Fungi, Mucoromycota, Mucoromycetes, Mucorales, Choanephoraceae.
AGUAAAGGAAGAUUUAAUGACAAAAAUUAUCCAGGUUCCUAUCACAUCAAAGCCUUUGCCUGCUCUCCUUGCGCCGCCCACGACAAACAUGGAAGCUUCUUUCAGCUCAUGUUAUUCCUCUUCGUCCUGUUUUUCUUCGCCAAUCCAUUCUGCAACAGACGCAAGCAGCAUUCAAAGUAAACUGCCCUCUGAACCAUCUCCUCAGCCUAUUUUAUUACCACAGAUCAUGCCAUCCACCACUUCCUAUUAUUCGGUUACUCAAGCACAAUCCAAAGAAAUCCAAGAACUUCGUCAGGACCUGAUCAAACUUAAUCAAAAGUACAUUCAGCAAAUCGAACGCAUUCAAAUUGCUGAACAAGCACGGCACCAAGUAGAAUCAGAACUAGAGGACUUAUCGCUACGACUGUUUGAGCAGGCAAACGAGAUGGUUGCUGAGGAAAGAAAAAAGCGAUACUAUGCAGAAAAGAAGGUAGCACAGCUGGAACGAGAACUAGGAGCUGUCAAAGAGGAAUUAGAGAACGAAAAGGCUCAGCUGAGUGAAUUAAGAGAACGGUUUGAAGAAAAUAGUACUGAAGAGCAUGGAUUCGCUUUGACCGAAAGAACCAGUCCAUAUACCAAAGCAGAAGAUUCAGUUUCUAUUAUACCCCAUACACUUGGUCUUUCUUCUCCCACAUGCCUAGAUAAUAGCUGGCUCAAUGUCUUUAAAGAUUUCCUGACUUUGGCGCCUACAACACCUAUCGAAUCAUUACAUAAACUACCGUUUAUGAAGCAAUGCCUUGACCUUGAUAUUGAACCAUGCCUUCGUUUUGGAAAUGCAAGAUCAAAUAGUCGGCUUUCAUUUCGCAAAGUGUUUGAUGCCAUUAUUCAUCAACCCUGCUUUAUCGAAUCAGAGCCCUCGGAGAAACGGCCCUCCCAAGACAAUGAAGUCAAAAGACAAACAUCAUUGACAAGAAGACAUUCUUUUGCAUUUUCUUUUAGCAAUAAAUCACGUACGCAACCAGUGUACGAACCUAUUCAGCAUUGCUAUGGAUGUAGAACGGAAUUAGGUAAAGACGCUUUGUUUCGAUGCCGCCUAAAGGAGCAAGAUCAUGAAUGGUUUUGGAUUGAUAGAGCGUGUCGUGAUCGACUUGUAGCCGUGUGCAACUUUUAUGUAUUUAUUCGUCAUAUACAAUCAGGGUUACAAAGUCAAAAGACAAUAGAUUGUUUGUUUAGAGAAUGCAUCUGGCUACGACUCUAUAUGUUUUGGGCAAGGUCUGGUAUUCAUCAUUCAACACAUGCAAUGGCUUUUUAAAACAAUGUACAAUAAACCUGUAUACAAC